This is a messenger RNA of Manduca sexta (tobacco hornworm), 3104 nucleotides long. Its product is annotated as cytochrome P450 9e2. NCBI's taxonomy places the organism in Eukaryota, Metazoa, Arthropoda, Insecta, Lepidoptera, Sphingidae. Gene Ontology annotation, molecular function: heme binding; oxidoreductase activity, acting on paired donors, with incorporation or reduction of molecular oxygen; monooxygenase activity. The coding region runs from base 1572 to 3104 and encodes 510 amino acids. The record is from RefSeq and is a predicted model, not a curated record. The transcript is spliced from 10 exons.
UGUUUAUGGGCGGUCGUAUGGCUUACCAUCAGGCGAACGGCAAGCUCGUCUCGACAUUUAAAGCAAUAAAAAAAGUUGCGAGCCAUGCUUAGCUUAGUUUAUAAAUCCAGCAUCUCCAGUUUUCUUACAAAUUGGCAUAGAUUGGCCGCUGUUUGAUCCAAAGAGCCAGUCUCUUUGGCGAGGGUCGCCGAUUUCCAUUUGCAUUUUAGCUGUGGUUAUUGACCGUGGCGUCUUGGUCUCUUUUAUAGUGCAUUGUUUUUGCAGCAUUGAUUUAUAAGGGUUCGAUUUAAAAAGUAAUUUUGUUUUAUUAACUUUAUUAUUUAGAUUUUGAAUACUUUAUGAUGUUUUCUUAUUGAUUACACUAAUGUACCUACUAUUUCAGGUAGGUAUACCUACCCCCCUUAAACAAAAUUCUGCAAGAAUACAGGUACGUAUUAAAUUAGGUCACCUAGUUCCCACGGUGAAUUAAACAUGAGAUUUGACGCAGCCUGCAGUAUCGAAGAAAAUAUACAUACUAGAAAAAUCUCGAUACUUAGUAUAGUGACUUUCUAUGAUCAACUUAAAAUGGUUUUCUUCGAUUAUAUUUUCUUUGAAAUUUACGAAAAGAAUGCGCGGAUUAUAUUAUUGUUUUAUUAAUGACGUUUUAGUAAUAAUCACGUAAACCGUAGUUACUUCUUUUGUUUUUUUAUUGCCUUAGUAGGCAAACGCGCGAGCGGUACGCCUGACGGUAAGCAGCACCUGUCGCCCAUGGACUAAAGCAAUACCAGAGCCGCAGCCAAGCCGUUGACUACCGGAAUGCAUUGUUUUAUGGUACAAGAGAGGUUUACGUACGUCUACGUAAAGCCGCUCCUAACAAUCUUCUACAAUAUAUUUUACCGGUAGAGAGAAAAAGUAUUGCCGUGAGCAAUAACAAAUUUUAGAAUGUAAUAUGAAUCUGAUCGCGAAAUAUCCUGUAAUCAUUGAACCAAAAACAUAGCAUUAUUCUCACACAGUCAAACAUUAUAUAAUUAACCAUGUUUUUUUUUAACGGACUUUAUUAUUUAUUGUACUUAUAUAAAAACUUGUUCACCCACUCUUAAAGCAAAAGAUACAAAUAUUAUGAAUAAUUUAAUUAUAUUAUUUUAGCAUACAUUUAAAUCGCAAAAAAAUACGUAAUAGUAUUUAUUAUUAUAUAAUAAUUGUAAGCCUUAGAUGUAUAAUUUAUACCAGAGUUUGCAAAAUAAUAACAUACGUCAAAACCUUUGGGUUUUGUCAAAUUCGCCGAAUUGUUGGAGCAUUAACCCAACGAAAUAAAACAAAACAUUCGUGUACUGUGUAUGUGUCCGCGUAACCUUGAGCACCUUACAUAAUAUUCUGUUAAGUAAGAAUCUCAAUGGACCGGCCAAUGGCGGACAAGACUUUCUCUCGGCCCGUCUCAGUUUCUAAUAGAUACUACUAAAUUCAAACGUUCCGCAACUAAAAAGGCGGCAACACGCGUGUUCCAUUUUCAAAAUUAAAAAACUUGUCACACCAUAAAUCAUUCUGGUGGACUAAAAUAGCGUUCAAUUUAUUUUAUUUUCAUAAGUUAUACAAUGUGGUGGUUAGUGUUGUUGUUGGUUAUGUGCUUGUUAUAUUAUUCGAGGCAUCGGUUGCGAUAUUUCUCAUCAAGAGGGGUGAAAACGCUUCCGCCGGUCCCGUUUUUGGGCAACCUGACAGCUGUCACUUUGGGACGGGAGAAUUUCGUGGAGGCAAUCGGAGCGGGCUACGACGCGUUCAGAGAUCAAAGAUACUUCGGUCUAUACCAGUAUCUGGUGCCAACCCUGGUGCCUAGAGACCCUGAGCUCAUUAGGCAGAUCAUGGUGCGAGACUUCCACGCGUUCGCUGACCGAGGCGUCCAUAUUGGAGUGGAUUGCGACCCGCUGUUUGGACGGAACCUUAUCAUGUUGACUGGUUCAAAAUGGCGUGCAAUGCGCGUGGCUUUGUCCCCUGCGUUCUCUGGUGCACGUUGCCGCAACAUGGCGCCACUCAUGGCGGAAAGCGCGCGAGCUGUCGCCGACCAUCUGAACGAAAGGAUAUGCCAACAACAGAUUAUGGAUGUUAAUAAAAUCACAAUGGCCUACGUGAAUGACGUCAUCGCGUCUUGCGCGUUUGGUUUCGCUGUAGACUCACUGCAAGAACCAGACAACUGCAUCUUCAAGUUGGGGAAGAAAGCCAUUGUGCAGGACACUACUCAGGUCAUGAAGUUCUUCGGGUAUGAGAACAUGAAGACUGUUAUGAAGCUGAUGAAUGUUCAAAUAAUCUCCACACAAGACGCUGAGCAGUUCUCUAAACUGUUCAAGUCAGCGCUACAAGCAAGACGAGAGAACAAAGUGAAACCGAGACCUGACUUCAUACAAAUCCUAGUGGACGCUGCUCAAGGAAAAUCUCGGACGGAGGAAGGUGAUGAUACAAAGAAUAGUCAACAAUACACAGACGACGACCUGGUAGCCCAAGCAGUAUUAUUCUACGUGGCCGGAUACGACACCACAGCAAACCUGAUCAACUAUUUCCUGUACGAAAUGGCAAUUAACCAGCCCGUCCAGGAGAAGCUGCAGCAAGAGUUGGACAGAAUGCCGGAUGAUCCAGAUGAUCUGUACGAAGCUAUCCAGGAUUUAGAAUAUUUGGACAUGUGUGUUUCUGAGGUGCUGAGACUAUGGCCGCUGGUUGGAGCGUCGGACAGAAGAUCUGUUACUAUGUAUGAUUUUGGACCAACAUACGAAGGCAGCGAAGACAGGCUAAUUGCACCAGCCGGUAUCCACGUCUGGAUACCAAUAUACUCCAUCCACAGAGACGAGAAAUACUGGCCAGAACCAAACCGAUGUAUACCAGAACGAUUCUCUUCUGAAAGGAAGGGAGAUAUAGUUCCUUACACUUAUUUGCCUUUUGGAACUGGGCCUAGGCAUUGUAUAGGUUCCCGCUUCGCCGUCCUGGCCGCGAAGGUGUUCCUGGCGCGGUUCGUGCGGCGCCACCGCACGCGAGCGCCGCGCGCCGCCUGCCGCCUCUCGCCGCGCGCCUUCAUCCUGCGGCCCGCCGACGGCUACCACCUCAUCGUAGAACCUAGAUUUCAAAAUAAUAAUAAACUUUAA